Messenger RNA from Rubroshorea leprosula, 1376 nucleotides. NCBI's taxonomy places the organism in Eukaryota, Viridiplantae, Streptophyta, Magnoliopsida, Malvales, Dipterocarpaceae. The record is from the annotation of a GenBank genome assembly.
AAAGUAUUUUUGUCAUGCAAAAUGCAACAAUUUUGAUGAGAUGAGUGAAAAUGUAUUAACCCACUUUCAUUUGUAAGAAUGGUCAAGAGAUUCUAGGACAGUCAUCGUCAGAUAUGUCUCACAGUCACAAAUCAAUGUUGGGAGUCCUCAUUAUUGCCAUUUUAUCUGUCUUCUUCGUUGGCUCCCUGUUCUUCCUCUGUAGAAGAAAGCUCUUCCCACUUCUUAAACAAAAAUGGAGCUGUAAAGGGAGUUUGAAAGAUGAGAAAUUGAUGUUGAGGAGGUUCCAAUUGGUGGAGUUGGAGAGAGCUACCAAGAAUUUCAGCAAAGACUGCUUGUUGGGGUCUGGUGCCUUUGGUAAUGUCUAUAGAGGAACCUUCGAAGUUGAAGGUACUUUAGCAAUCAAGAAAGCUCAUGCUGCAUCAAGUGAAGCUGCUUUCGAAAGUAAAGCAUUGGAAUCUUGUGAGUUUGGUGGGUUUUGUGAAGAGACUGGAGUCGAAGGGGCUAGAGUUUUGGUUUAUGAAUAUGUAACAAAUUGUUCUUUGCUGGAGUAUAUCAUGGGGAAAGGAGGAAUGAACUUGACAUGGAGACAGAGAGUAAACAUAGCAAUUGGAACAGCUAAAGGGACAGCACCUUUGCAUGAUGGGAUCGUGCCUAGCAUAAUCCAUCGAGAUAUAAAACCAAGCAACAUCCUUGUAGGAGAUGGAUUUGAAGCCAAGCUAUCUGAUUUUGGCCUUGUGAAAUCAGGACCUGUGGGAGAUCAUCCUCAUGUCAGUACACAGAUCAAAGGAACACCAGGCUUUGGAGUGAUACUUCUGCAGCUUGUUGCCGUUAGGCCUGCCGUAGAUACAACUAAAAACCAAUCUAAUUAUCACAUCAUUAACUGGGUGAGGCCAAGUAUAGAGAGAGGCAACAUAGAAGAAAUUUUGGAUGCUAAUCUUCUAUCAGAGCCAUGCAACAUGGAGAUGAUGCUGAAGAUGGGGCAACUUGGCCUAAGAUGUGUGGUAAAAAACCCCGAGGACCGUCCUACCAUGACUCAGGUGUGGCAAGAACUAGAGGACGCCCUGUAUUCCGUUGACAGCUUCAUUGGAAAACAUCCUUCGAGAAGUUCUCGAAUAUCAUUGUUUUGUCAAUCAAUAGACCAAGACUAUUCUCAAAGUUUUGUGAGCAUAGAUGGUGUCAAGUUUCAAAGGUUUCGCGUGGAGAUGGAUAGCAUGUCCUUUCAGAGUACCAGCCUGAGAUGUUUUGAGGCAAGCAGUGUUAACAUAGAUGCUGAUCAGAGUACUUUGAGAGGAAUAAGUGAGGAAAGAAACAGAGAAGAAGAGACAAAGUUGAACUGAUGGAUUUAAUUGAGGAGAGUUAUAAUGUAAAACAGCACA